AUGAAGGUCUAAAAUGUGGUUAAAAAAUGUGAAAUUAUGAUUCAAUUUCGAGAUGUUUUUCAACUUAAUUAAAAUGAUAAUGAUAUUUCCCCUUCAACUAAGCAGAUCAUUGGAAGAAGUAAUGAAGAGUUGAAGUAAUAAUAAGAAGAAUUGAAGGUAAAUGAAUCUGAAUUUAAAAAGAAGUUUCGAGCAUUAGUUGAUAGCUAAGUUACUUAUAAUCUCUCAUAAUAAGCAUCACUUCUAUAGCUCGAAGGCCACUGUAGUUUACUUUAUAAAGGCUCUAAACAUGGGUUUAGAGCUUAAGAUUUCCACUCUAGAUGUGAUAAUAAAGGGCCUACCGUAUCUUUCAUAUUAAGUAAUCAUGGCCAAGUUUUCGGAGGUUACACAUCUGUACCCUGGUAAACUCCCGAAAAGCUUUUUUAACCUAAAAAAGACAGUACUGCAUAUUUAUUCCAAUUAAAUAAGAACUCUAAGCAUCCAAUAUAUCAAAACUUUGUUGAUCACGCAGUUGGCCAUUUUAAGAAUUAAAUAUUAUAAUUCGGACUAGCAGAUAUUCACAUUGAGGAUGAGUGUAAUUUGAAAAAUACGAAUUAAUGUAGUAUUGGUAAUACUUUUAAGCCCCCGAAAAAUUUAAAAUAUGGUGAAAAUGAGAUGAUGGAUUAUUUAGCAGGAGCUAAUAAAUUUAAAGUGUUAGAAAUUGAGGUUUACAAAAUAGAGCAAUGA
Molecule: messenger RNA, 723 nt
Organism: Stylonychia lemnae
Lineage: Eukaryota; Ciliophora; Spirotrichea; Sporadotrichida; Oxytrichidae
Source: the annotation of a GenBank genome assembly